Geodia barretti is the source of this 1497-nucleotide messenger RNA. NCBI's taxonomy places the organism in Eukaryota, Metazoa, Porifera, Demospongiae, Tetractinellida, Geodiidae. The record is from the annotation of a GenBank genome assembly.
AUGGACCUGCCGGGCGAGUUUCCGUACCUGAGGGGCAUUCACGAAACAGGCUACCGGGGCCGUCUCUGGACUUUCCGCAUGUUUGCCGGGUUCGGCCGUCCGCAGGAAACGAACGAGCGGUUCAGGUUCCUGCUGGAUCAGGGACAGACCGGUCUCAGUGUUGCCUUCGACAUGCCAACGCUGUACGGCUACGACACCGACGACCCGCGCGCGUUCGGCGAGUUUGGGACCUGCGGCGUCGCCGUGUCGUCGCUGGCCGACAUGGAGACGCUGUUCCACGGGAUCCGGCUCGACGGCAUCACCACCUCAAUGACCAUCAACGCGCCCGCGGCAAUCAUCUGGGCAAUGUACCUGGCUUUGGCCGAAAAGCAGGGCGCAUCGCUGGACAAGAUCGGCGGAACGAUCCAGAACGACAUCCUCAAGGAAUACAUGGCCCAGAACGAGUACAUCUUCCCGCCGCAGCCGUCGAUGCGGCUGGUUACCGACACGGUUGAGUUUGCUGCCAGGCACGUCCCACGCUGGAACCCGAUCAGCAUCAGCGGCUACCACAUCCGGGAAGCCGGUUCAAACGCGGUGCAGGAGCUGGCGUUCACCUUGGCCGACGGGUUCGAGUACGUAAGGCACGCCCAGGAGCGAGGCCUGAACGUUGACGACUUUGCUCCAAGGCUGAGCUUCUUCUUCAACGUGCACAACAACUUCUUCGAGGAGAUCGGCAAGUUCCGGGCGGCCCGCCGGAUCUGGGCGCAGGAGAUGCGCGACACCUUCGGCGCUACCGACAGUCGAUCGCACAAGCUGCGAUUCCACGCCCAGACCUCGGGACAGUCGCUGACGGCUCAGCAGCCGGACAACAACGUGGUCCGAGUUUCGUUGCAGGCCCUUGCCGCUGUCCUGGGCGGCUGCCAGUCGCUGCACACCAACAGCAAGGACGAAGCCUGGGCGCUGCCCUCCGAGGAGGCCGCCCUGCAGGCCCUGCGCACGCAGCAGAUCAUCGCCCACGAGACCGGUGUUACUGAUACCGUGGACCCCCUCGGCGGCAGCUACUUCGUCGAGGUGAUGACCAAUCAAAUGGAGGAGGGCAGCUACGAUUACUUCCGCCGCAUCGAGGACGUGGGAGGGGUGGUCCCGGCACUGGAGUCCGGGUUCCUGCAACGGGAGAUUGCCGAGGCUGCGUACAUCUACCAAAUGGAGGAGGACCGCAAGGAGCGUAUCACCGUCGGCGUGAACGAGUACAACACCGGCGAGGAGGCCGACAUCCCUCUGCUCCGGGUGGACCGGGAGGGAGAACGGUUGCAGAUCGAGGGCAUCAACGAGGUGCGGCGCAUCCGGGACAACCGGGACGUGGCUGAGAAGCUCCGUGCUCUGGAGUCGGCGGCCCGAGGGAACGAGAACCUGAUGCCGCCUUUGAUCGAAGCGGUGAAGUCAUACGCCACUCUCGGCGAAAUGAUGGACGUGUUCCGCGGGGUGUUCGGCGAAUACGAGCCCUCGUGGGCGUUCUAG